UUGAAAUAAUCUGUUUAGCCACCAGAACCAUAACUGCGUGAGCUUGUGUGUGUGGAUGACAUCUUGUCCAACUGCAUUUUCUCCGCUUUGCAAAAACACGUCAUUGACAAAUUCGGCCUGAAUUUGAUCUGAGCAUAUUUCCAGCUAGAAAAGGAAUUGGCAUGCCAAAUGGAGGAGGACAGAGAAGCCACACUGGGGAGUGAGGAAGAGGUGGAUGAGGCACUUUAUGAGGAAAACAUGGUACAGCAAGGAGAGGGAGGGUCGGAGGAGAAUAGCUAUGAGGGAAUGGCGGUCGAUGACAACGUGGAGGAAUGGAACGGGUUCAUUUCAGGACGGAUAAAAGAAGAGGAGGUGGUAUCUGAGUGGAAACCUGGUGACCCAGUGACCCCUCAACACAUCCUCAGACUGAACAGUUACACUACAGAGUUCCUGUGUUCACCAGAGGACAACAUCUACAACAUCACCUUCUCUCGGUUCAAGAUCAGGGACCUGGCAAGUGGAACGGUUAUCCUCGAUAUCAAGAAACAGUGUCCAACAGAGAUUAAAGACGUUAUAGACCUGGAUUCAGGCAGAUUCAUCCAGUAUCAUUUCUCGCCUACAUUCCUGACCCUCGGAGAGAUAGGAGCUACGUUGGAGUUUACUGUGGGAAGCAAGGCCCUGAACCGCUUUCGCCUGAUCGAGAAGCAUUUCUUCAGAAACCUCGUGCUCAAAACCUUUGACUUUGAGAUUGGGUUCUGCAUUCCAUACAGCAGGAACACCUGUGAGCACAUCUACUGCUUACCUGACCUGGAUCCACAAACAACUGUUUCAACACUGUCUUUGUGUCUUGUUAACCCUGGUCAGUUGAGGAGAUGAUUGACAACCCAUAUGAGACACGGUCGGACAGUUUCUACUUCGUCAACAACAAGCUCAUCAUGCAUCACAAAGCGGAGUACUCCUUUAACCAGCAAGUGGAGGCUUAGACACCGAGUCAACAGGGAAACUGCUGAAAAAGGAGGGUCCAAAGCGUCUGCAGAUCUAUUAUUUUGCCCUCAAGGGUUUAAAGUUGCUGUCAAUAAGACUUUUUCAUGCAGUCUCAUGUAAUAAGUGAAAAUCCCAAAUUCUGUCUGAAAGUCUGUGUGACUCUGUUGUGUUUAAUGGGGAAAUUUACAUCGAAAGCUGGGUACAUGAUGAGUGCAUGUGUAAAAUAAUGCAUCGGAAUGUGAAAAAGCUUGUAUUCCUUGAUAAUGCUUAUAUACUAUAUUAUUGCGGCGGUGACAAAAGAUACUGUUACAGUAGAAUGCACAACAUGUCAUAAAGCUUUAACAGAUUAAGGGGAAACGUUCAGAAGAUCCUGCCAGUUCUGAGUUGUAAGCAUUGUGGUGUGUUCAUUAAAAUACAUACAGGAUAACUAUA
Myripristis murdjan (pinecone soldierfish) is the source of this 1395-nucleotide messenger RNA. It is a transcript of the gene mmp25a, whose product is annotated as matrix metallopeptidase 25a. The coding region runs from base 169 to 855 and encodes 228 amino acids. NCBI's taxonomy places the organism in Eukaryota, Metazoa, Chordata, Actinopteri, Holocentriformes, Holocentridae. The record is from RefSeq and is a predicted model, not a curated record. The transcript is spliced from 5 exons. Gene Ontology annotation, molecular function: lipid binding. Gene Ontology annotation, cellular component: centrosome; spindle midzone; spindle pole. Gene Ontology annotation, biological process: negative regulation of caveolin-mediated endocytosis; lipoprotein transport; negative regulation of clathrin-dependent endocytosis.